AUGAAUAGCUCCACGAGCUUGGAUCCUUCUGCCUCCCAUUCACAGGACAAGCAUACCUUUACUCGACUAGGAUGGGGCACGGCACUUUGCUCUUUUAAGUCAGGGAGCAAGUCACAGUGUGACUCAUUCUUAGGUGUGCCACCUGUUUCCCCCAACAGUUCCCAGCACUGUGCCCGUCUGAAGAACCAAUAUCUCAAACAGGCAUCUGCAGAGCUAUCAUUCUCCCAAGAAGUAUUGCAGCAAUGGGGGCUGCCCUGUAUACCCUAUUCCCAGUAUAACUUUGACCACAUCUACAACACAGAAAACAUCUCUUUGUCCAAGAACAGAGAGUUCCAAGCUCGGAAGGCACCCAAACUCAAGCCGCUGUUAUCUUCAUCUAUAAUGGACCUGCCGUCCUUACGGUCCUUACCGGCACUCCAACCAAUAACUAAAAGUGUUAAGACCCCGAAGAAAUGCAAACUGAAGAGGCCUAAGAAAGAAAACUCACCCAGCGAUUCUUCGGCUAGAUCUUCCUCCAGUCCUGUUUCUGAGAUUGUGGAUUCCCAAUCAACAAUUCUGUCAAACACUUCUGAGUGGAAACUAGAACAAAGAGAAACAUGGUUUAGACCAGCAGAGAGGGAGGUCAGAAGUUGGGAGAACAUUGUGCUCAAAAAAUUGAACAAGCGUACAGCUAGAUGGAUCUUAAACAAGAGACCUCCACGGCCUGGGGUCCCUCCCAGCAAGUGGCAGAGUUUCUUGAGACAUCAGUAUGACUGGAGCCAUAUCCAGGAUGAGCUUUCCUCUGCCAGUGACCUGGAAUUAUUGGCCCAGCUUGAGGCUGAAGAGAUGGCAGAAUUUGAGGGCGUAGACGCUGCUGCUCCCAUCCAAGAGGAAAAGAAACCAGAGUUACUGCUCCCUGUUUACUUCAGAAUUCCUGCUUACUUACCACUUAAGAAGAAACCCGAGAUGAUGGUUGGCACCAAUAAGACGGUUGAAGAUAUACUUGCUGAACGGAGCCUCUUCCGGCCCCAACCUCCACAGCCAAGGCAACACAUAAAUCCCAGAGCUGGGAAGUAUGCUUAUGUCACAGAAAAUGCCUUUGAACAGGAGAUUUACUUUGACUUAGUUCAGAUCCUCCAUCGGGAUGGCAUGGAGUAUGACAAGAUCCUUUUGGAAAACCUCAACCAAUACUGUAAACAUUUGCCAAAGGCUUUCCCAGAAGGUCCGGAAGAGUGGAAUUAUAAUCCACGUCCUGUAGGAGCUCUCAGGCCCAAAAGGGGAGCCUUCCGUUGGACCGCCUUGCCCACUCCAGUCAAGGACCCCCUGGAAUUGAGCCAAGAGAUUAUUCCUGCCAAGGUCAGGAGAGCAAGGAAGGAUUGUGUACCAAAAAUAGAGGAAAAUGUGUCCUGGGAAAUGCGGGUCCUCCGGAACAUGCUGAAGGAAUGGAAGAAUGCCUGGAUUCUAACUACCCAAUGGCAAGACGCUACAGUGGAGGGACUGCUACGGAACAUGAACAACGUGCAGGAUGAGGUCAGGGUUGAAGCCAUCAUCACCUGUGCCACGGCAGCUAUAGAGCGACCUCGAACUGAUGACAUUGAGGAGGACAAAGACAAUGAAGAUUCUAUUCAAACUGAGCCCAUCCAGGAGAUACCAAAGGAACUACAGCCUGUGCUCAAGGAAGCGCUAAGGGAUAAGAAUGCCAGUGUACGCAUGGCAGCAGCUGUGUGCCACUACACCAUCCAAGCACAUGACAGCCAAGCCCAGGAAAUCAUGCAGAAUGCUCUGGCAGUAGGUAAUGAUGCUGACAGCUGGGCAGCAGCCCAGUGCCUGGCUCUGGACGGGAUUGCUUCUUUUGCUGUGGUGAAGAGAAUCCUCUACCAACUGUUUUGCAGAAAGGACAAGGAAACAGAGGAACAAACUUGUCUCCUGCUGAGCUAUCUCAGUGAUAAGACAGUUCCAUCACUACUGAGGGUGCACAGAGAAACCACUAAACUAUGUCUUAUGUCUCCUCAGAGCCUGAUACAUACCCUACUUGCUGUGGAGCUGAACAGCUGCCAAUGGGAAGACAGGAUUGUUGCCUGCCGAGCUCUUUCCCGAAUCAGGGGGAGGAGUGUCAACCAGGAUCUGAAACACAAAUUGAUCCAGCUGAUGUGGAAUGAUUGGAACUGGGGUGUACGCCAGGCAGCUGCCCAAGCCCUUGGGCAGAUGAAGCUGGGGAAGGAGGUGCAUGACAAGAUCGGAAUAAUGCUGGGUCAAGGAAACUCCCAGGAGCGAGUAGACGCCCUCUCCCUGAUUGGCUGGCUGAAGCUUAUGACUGCCAAGUUGCUUCCUGACUUCGUUAACUGCUUCUCUGAUGAUUUUGUGGCUGUGAGGAGGGAAGCCUGCCUUGCAGCUGGUGAACUCAAGAUAAAAGAUAAGAUGGUCUAUGACAGCCUCCUAAAGUUGGUACAGGGUGAUCCAUACUGGAAAAUCAAAGCUUUCGCCAUCAGAGCUUUAGGAAUGAUUGGGCUUGUAAGUCCCCAGUUAACAGACCUCUUGCUCUGGGCUAUCCACUAUGAGGAGGAACCAGGUGUGCGGCUGGAAGCCUGUAGGAGCAUCAUUGCCCUUCAACUUCAGGGAGACAAAAUCCGAGACACCUUCCUAGAUGUGCUCCUCCUAGAGAGCCAUGAGGCUGUUCUUAGGGAACUGAAUGAUGCAAUGAAGACUCUUCACUUACAAGAUGAAGGAAACCAGGAGAUGCUUCAAGAGAUAAAGCAAAAGAUUUCUGAACUAAAUCAGAAAAACUUGAUCAUCAAUAAAAUACUGAAGAUUGAGAAAAUUGCUGAAACUAUUCGGCAGGAAGCAAGAUUUAUCUGUCUCAGCCAUCCCAGAAGUGAUAAACCUUCAACACAACUUGUAGACUUUUUCCAAGAUGCUUUUAAAGAUCCUGAUGUCCCUUUCACUCUGACACCUUCUGAUAUCUGUAACUUGGAAAAAGCCUUAGAGCCUGUGCGGUCACCUACACCAAAUGCCUUCCGCAGGAGUCCCAUCUUUGAUCAGAAGAGUCCUGAAAAAGUAAAACUCAAUAAACAUCUAACAACCAUCAGGGAAAAAAGAAUUUCUUUGGGACCAUUUAGUGAGGCCCAAUGCUUACCUAAAACUGAAUAA
Vombatus ursinus (common wombat) is the source of this 3126-nucleotide messenger RNA. It is a transcript of the gene HEATR4, whose product is annotated as HEAT repeat containing 4. The record is from RefSeq and is a predicted model, not a curated record. The transcript has 16 exons. NCBI's taxonomy places the organism in Eukaryota, Metazoa, Chordata, Mammalia, Diprotodontia, Vombatidae. Gene Ontology annotation, molecular function: oxidoreductase activity. The coding region runs from base 1 to 3126 and encodes 1041 amino acids.